UCUCCUCCGGGGAGGAAGUCCCUCCUUUUUCUUACCUCGGCGUCACUUCCUCCACACGAAAAAAAUGGCGGCGGCCAGUGCGUCUAGAUCUACAGGCUCACAGGCACGAAAUGCUGCGAUCAAAAUUGAACCGGAGGACUCUGGCGGAGCGCCGUCGGCGGGCGAAGGUCCGGUCCACAUGAGAGAGCCGGUCUUGACGCUCAUGGCCCCGGUGAGCGGCCUGCAGCCCCUCGUCUGGUCCCAGGAUCACCGCCUGGCCGCCUGCACCACCAGUGCAAUCUCACUGAUGGAGCUUGUGUGCGACAUCUACGGCAACCAGCAAGACCUCACUCUGCAUCGGACAUCGAUUUCUGUGCCGACGGACGUGCUCCAGCUGCGGGUUGGACCAGAAGAAGAGCUGGAAGAAGCACGACACAAGUUUUCCUCACACCCAGACCCAACUAUAAGUCAGGCUUUUAUAUCUGAUAGAGUCAUGAACCCACAUAUGGCAACACAAAAGGGAGUCAAAUACACUAGCUGGUCCCCACUUGGCUGUGACGUAAGCGGACGAUGUCUACUCGCAUGCUUAACGCUUGACCAUCGCCUUACAAUCCACAAUAGUAUGAAGCGUCUUCAGUGGAGUGUGGUAGCUGAUCUCACUAGACGAUACAGUGAAAGGCUGGCGGAGCGAGGCUACGCCAAAAAAGAUGGCAAGCCGCCGGAGGCAAACCUUCUGAAUUUUGAGGAGCUGCAGCGGCGGUUCCGUAUGCAGACACCUCUCCGAAUGGAGUGGUCGAGUCUUUAUACAGUCAAGCAGGUAGAGGCAGAUAAUACGUGCAGGGAAGAAGAGAUCGUGUUUCUAGCUGUCCUUAUGGAAAAUGGAGACCUGGUUUUGUGGAGGUUUCGGCUGCCCUGUGUGGACGGGACACACAUUGAGUUCUAUGAUCUCAUUGAAUCCGGUGUCACUCGACCCAGUGACUUGGCAUGGUGGGAAUAUGAAGGCAGCGACAACCGGAUGAGUGGCCUGAUCGUGGGCAGCGAGGUGGGACCUGUCAGGAUCAUGCCAGUCAACCUAGCAGGUGUGAAAGGUUAUUUCACCCUCAAACAACCUGUGAUCCUGUGGCAGCAGGUGGACGAGAUCCCUGUUGAGAACAUAAAAUGUGUCCCAAUUUUCCAUCCAAUCCAGAAGUCCAACUGCAGCCUGGUGGUUGCCACACGUGGCUGCUAUGUCUUCUGGUGCUUGUUGAUGAUCUCACCCGCAGGUCUGAACGUGCACAAUUCACACAUUGCCGGACUGCAUUCUCUCCCUGUUGUCUCGUUGGCAGUAACUCGGCAAGGAGUGACAGUGUACACCUGUUCCAUUGAUGGAUGGGUGAAGAAGCUGACACCCACCUUCACAGAGACCACCUUGAUCUUCGCACAAGAGAACAUGCUGCUGCCUGACACCUUCCCAGGACGAAGGAUGCAUGGUAUAGCCGUGAGUCACAAUGGAGCCUACAUCGCUCUUGCUAGCACACAAGGUAUAGUUAGUGGGCAUCAUCCUGUCAGCAGGAGCUACCAGGUUAACUUUGUGACCGCAAAAACACCUGAAACUGCAGCAACACAGAUUCUGAAGUCACCCUCACAGAGCUUGUACAAGGCGGCAGAUCUGCUGGACCUCGUGAGAUGGAGAGUGCUGAAGGAGCAGCGCAUCCCUCCAUCCCUACGAGACCAGCUUGACAAAAAGAUCCAGGAAGCUGACACACCCUACCUCUGGCGAUUCAAACUCUUCUUGCUUCGCAUACUGAAGGAAUCCUUAAAGAAAGUGCCUGAUGACCCUCUCUGGAAGCCCACAUAUGAGGAUGCCAAGGUGGUAAUUCGAGAAGAGGGUGCCGCAGAGGACCAGGCGGUGAAAGAGGAGGACGAUGACGAACCCAGAAACGGGGUGGACGAGGAGGACCUGGCUGAGCUGAUAAGGGCGGUGAGUGCUGAAAUUGCUUCUGUGGAGGCUCGCCUGAGCAGGGAGCAUAUGAAGAAAGUUCUUGGGGAGGUCUACCUCAACAUCUGGACCGCUGUGAACACCAGCAUUCCCACUUGUGGACUGGUGGAGUACCUCUCCAAAGACACUAGCGACCGGGCUUCAGAGGUACUGAUUGGCCACAUCAAGAAGAAGAUGAACAAGCAGACCUUUUCAGAGCAUUGCAACCUGUGUGAGGAGGUGCUGCCCUUCACAUCUGCCAAAGAUGCAACCUGCAAAAAUGGCCACAUGUGGCUCAGGUGUGUGUUGUCAUUCCAGGCCUGCCAGUCGCUGGCGUUCAAACGUUGCCUCCUGCUGGAUGGCGUCGCCGGAGUGCCAGAGCCUGGGGCUCCAGAAUGGAUAAAGAAGAUCCUGACCGGGCCCUGUACUUUCUGUGACUCACCGAUGAUCUAGACGUAAGCUGAGGGACCUCAGGGAAACAGGGCUGGGUUUCCCCUGCAACCCUAACACUGUCUGCUGACACUGGGUCUAUUUUUGCUAGAUAGACAUCGCCAGUGGUUUUGUAAAAUAUUUUUUUUCUUUCAUGUUCUUAAUUUUUUUCAUCUGUUUUUAUUGUAUCUUGGAAAUGCAAAUAAAGGCAUUGAAUACA
Molecule: messenger RNA, 2585 nt
Organism: Myripristis murdjan (pinecone soldierfish)
Lineage: Eukaryota; Metazoa; Chordata; Actinopteri; Holocentriformes; Holocentridae
Gene: gtf3c4
Product: general transcription factor IIIC, polypeptide 4
Exons: 5
Coding region: 65-2389 (774 amino acids)
Biological process (GO): transcription initiation at RNA polymerase III promoter
Cellular component (GO): transcription factor TFIIIC complex
Molecular function (GO): protein binding; histone acetyltransferase activity
Source: RefSeq, a predicted model, not a curated record